Fulvia fulva is the source of this 1023-nucleotide messenger RNA. Its product is annotated as Dehydrogenase orsE. Lineage: Eukaryota; Fungi; Ascomycota; Dothideomycetes; Mycosphaerellales; Mycosphaerellaceae. The coding region runs from base 1 to 1023 and encodes 340 amino acids. The record is from RefSeq and is a predicted model, not a curated record. The transcript is spliced from 3 exons. Gene Ontology annotation, molecular function: oxidoreductase activity, acting on NAD(P)H.
AUGUCCAACCAAGCUGCAUGGCUCGACGGCGCUGCCAAAAACCUCCGAGUGGCCGAAGCCGAAUACCCAAAGCCCGACGCAGAGCAAAUCCUCGUCAAGAACCACGCCAUCGCCAUCAGCCCCGUAGACUGGAAGGUCCAAGAUUACGGCCUCUUCAUCCAAAAUUGGCCCGCAGUUCUCGGCACAGAUAUCGUCGGCGAAGUCGUCCAAGUCGGUAGCAACGUCACCAAGUUCAAGAAGGGUGAUCGUGUUCUCUCCCACGUCAUCUCCCUCGCAACCCAACGCCCCCAAGACGGCGGCUUCCAACUCUACACCACAACCCGCACAAACUUCGCCGCCCCCAUCCCCUCCUCCCUCUCGUACAAAGAAGCCGCAGUCCUUCCGCUAGCAAUCAGCACCGCCGCCCACGGCCUUUAUGGGCCCACGUCAAAAGCCUUCCUCGGCCUGGACUACCCUUCUGUGGACCCAAAGCCAGCCGACAAGACCAUCCUAGUCUGGGGCGGCUCCUCCUCCGUCGGCGCCCUCGCGAUCCAGCUUGCAGUCGCUUCCGGGGUGAAGGUAAUCACCGUAGCAAGCAAGCAUAACCACGCCUUCGUCAAAUCGCUCGGUGCCAGCGAAGCAUUCGAUUACAACGACGCUUGCACGGUCGUUGACGAUGUCGUGAAAGCGAUCAGCGCCUCAGGUGGCGACUUUGCUGGGAUCUACGACGCCGUUUCGAACGAGAGCUCAUACAAAUUCGUCCUCCCACUCGCCGAAAAAUUACAGGGCAACAUCAACAUUGCCACGACGUUGCCAGCACCGGAGAGGUUACCAUCGGGAGUGAAAGCCGCGCAGGUGUUUGCGAUUACGCCAGAUGUUGUGGACCCGGUGUGGGAGAAGUACGUGGGACAAGCCUUGGAGCAGGGGAAGUUGAAGGCUGUGCCGGAGCCGCUUGUGGUGGGUAAGGGGCUGGAGUUUGUGCAAAAGGGUCUUGAUACGAAUAAGGCGGGUGUUAGUGCGAAGAAGGUUGUUAUUGAGCUUUAG